AGCCCAACACCUCUUGAGAAGGUAGAAAAUAUUGCCAACCUUAAAUUGUCCAGCCCAACAUUUCUUGAAGGGGUUAAAAGUAUUGAAAUGUUCUCAAGUGAAACACCUCUCAAAGACAAGGUUAAAAGUAGUGAAGAGAAUGAAGUUUCCAGUCCAACACUUGUUGAUAAGAUUAAAAGUAGGACACAUAGGAAACGCAGCAAAGUAUGUUCAUCGCCAUAUCUUAGUGCGAAAAGCAGGGCAAAAUUUGUUCCCGACAACAUCCACAUAGAUGAUAUCACAAGAGGCCUUGAUUUAAGUGACUUGGAAGUUGCCGCCAUCAAGUUUGUACAAAAACAGCUUGUGCUAGAUGCUGAAAGGGUCGUUGUUUGUAUUGGACAAAUUGAGCUAAUCUGCUCCAAAAUGGCAUCUCUCAUUAGGCCUGUCAAUGAGAAUGGAGUGAAAAAGUGGUUAUAUGAUGAUAUAAUAAACUUAUAUGCUACUAUGUUCAAUUCUCUUUGGGAAGAAGAAAGUGUAAAAUAUGCACUUUCAACUUUUGAUUCCAAAUUUCUAACUACCGUUGGGAAAGAAUGGCUUACACAUGGUCAAUUCAUUCGAAAGCAAAAAAAAGAGCCAAUGAGCUUUGCCGCUCAUUGAUUCGACAUGAUAUGGUCCCUAUGCCCAUGAAUAUUGAUGAGGAUCACUGGUGGCUGGUUGUGAUCAAUCUAGCUAAACAAGAAUGCCAAAUUCUUGAUUCAUAUGAUAGGACAUUGGAAUACUAUAUUGAAGUGACGAGACCAUUUCGUAAUGGUGUUCACUCAAUACUGCAGUCAUUUUCACCUUCGAUGCAAUCAAGGUGGAGUAACCUUGAUGUCCUGUCUUGGCGUAUUGUUGUCGUAAAGGAAAUUCCGCGGCAGUAUGACAUAUGCUCUUGUGGAAUUUUCACUAUAAAGUUUAUGAAAUACUGGAAUGGGUCUGAGCUUACAUCUUACUUCAGCCAGGAGCAUAUGGAAACAUUCAGGAAGAAGAUGCCAAGUGAAAUACUGCUUUCGUCCUCAAAUAAGAUUAGUCUUGUUGGAAAAGAAGUUCGUGACAUGCUUGAUGUUUAG
Messenger RNA from Triticum dicoccoides, 1088 nucleotides. RefSeq names its product putative ubiquitin-like-specific protease 1B. Gene Ontology annotation, biological process: proteolysis; protein desumoylation. The coding region runs from base 570 to 1088 and encodes 172 amino acids. NCBI's taxonomy places the organism in Eukaryota, Viridiplantae, Streptophyta, Magnoliopsida, Poales, Poaceae. Gene Ontology annotation, molecular function: deSUMOylase activity. Gene Ontology annotation, cellular component: nucleus. The record is from RefSeq and is a predicted model, not a curated record. The transcript is spliced from 6 exons.